Molecule: messenger RNA, 306 nt
Organism: Vigna radiata var. radiata (mung bean)
Lineage: Eukaryota; Viridiplantae; Streptophyta; Magnoliopsida; Fabales; Fabaceae
Exons: 1
Coding region: 1-306 (101 amino acids)
Source: RefSeq, a predicted model, not a curated record
AUGUUGGAUGCAAAACCGAAAGCCACACCGCUCCAACCUGAUAUUCAACUGACAACCACAGGAGAUCCAUUCUCUGAUCCCACUCAAUAUCACUCUCUCUUUGGUGCACUCCAAUAUCUCACUAUAACUCGUCCUGACUUGUCCUACGCGGCAAAUUUGGUUAGUCAGUUUCUUCAAGCUCCAACAAAUGAUCACUUUCAAGCAGUUAAAUGCAUCCUUCGAUAUGUCCAAGGCACCAUGUCCUAUGGCCUAUCCUUCACCCGUGGAGCUUCCCUUAAUGUUCUUGUAUACUCGGAUGCAGAUUGA